UUUCUUUUGGCCAUAAUUUUAUAUUCUCAAUAAAAUUCCCUGCAAGCUCGGGGAUUCCCAUAUCUGCGCUAACUUCAGAGUUCACUGGAUUUUGGUCAAUUUCAUCCUGAAAGUGAGGUUAGAAAGCAAGGAAAAACGUCAACAAAGUACACAGAAUGGAGAGAAAAAUUGUUGUGAAACAAGAAAAACAUUGUCCUGAUUACUACAGUGGGACAUAUGAACAUGAGAAGCAAUCUUUCGACUGCGAGAUGGCGAAGGAAGAGUACGAAAUGGAAGAAUUGACGACGCCAGACUCCAAAACGACAUCAGCAUCGAAGCACUCGAAUCCUUUGAUUGAAGAUGAUGAUAUUGCUAGCUUCAAGAUUAUUAGGCCUGAGCAACACAAAUGUGAGAAUUGUAAUAAGACAUUUUCCACAAAGACCUGCUUAGACAACCACAUGAAGCCGCAGGAUUGUUUCCAAUAUCAAAAAAAUGACGAGGGUAUGCAAAAUGUGCAAAAUGAUGAGACUUAUGAGACAGCUGAGUGCGAGAGCUGCAAUCUUACAUUCAAGAACAAAACUGCUCUCGAAAUGCAUUUGAAAAUUCGGUGUUCAGCGAGCUGUUUAAGCAAAUAUGCUUCCUGCGAUAUUUGCAAAAAAAUAUUCAAAUGCAAAUACUCUCUGGAUACGCAUAGAAAGAGUCAUUUUUACGUACAUUCAGUAUAUUCAUCCAAAGGCUGCCCUAAUUGCAAUAAGAUAAGGAUGAUUAGGGGGGUCGUCAAACAGAAUUGCACUGAAAAGUGCGUUAAGGGGUACUUAGGUUCUAUUCGUACGUGCAGAGUUUGCAAGGUUUUCUUCCGGAGUCGUGAAAGAAAGUCGCAAGCAGAGACAAACACACUUGAUAAGUGCUUCAAAUGUAUUUCUGAAGCGUAGAUUUACGAAGAAAACAU
Molecule: messenger RNA, 928 nt
Organism: Phlebotomus argentipes
Lineage: Eukaryota; Metazoa; Arthropoda; Insecta; Diptera; Psychodidae
Product: zinc finger and BTB domain-containing protein 41-like
Exons: 3
Coding region: 156-911 (251 amino acids)
Source: RefSeq, a predicted model, not a curated record